This is a messenger RNA of Dujonia railenensis, 657 nucleotides long. The record is from the annotation of a GenBank genome assembly. Lineage: Eukaryota; Fungi; Ascomycota; Pichiomycetes; Serinales; Debaryomycetaceae.
AUGAAAUUAAUUAGGUUUAUUGUUAUCAGCUCAUGCUUCAGCAUGCUUACACUUGCAACUCCUCCAGCAUGCCUACUUAGUUGCAUCAAUGAGCUUGCACACAGUUGCCCAUAUGUUCAUAGUGAUUACCAAUGUAUUUGCGCCAAAAAAGAUUCAUUAAUUGGAUGCCUAGUUGACAUUUGUCCAUACGGGACAUUCGAGCUAGCAAGAGAUCAUUUCUUGGGAGUUUGUUUAGAACGGCAGUCGAAUCCAGCUCCACCUUCACACCUUCCACCGAAUGCCGACAAGAGUGGGUCAGAAGUAGCGGAGAACGUCAGCAAUACUCCAUCUACAGAAAGUGAAAAAUUAAAACUUGAAUCUGCCAAGGAUGCAACACUGGAUGGAAAGAAGAACGUGGUGCCCGAUACCAAAUACAAUAGCACCGAAGUGAGGGGCACCAAAAACAGCUCCAGUUUGGGUACUUUCGGAUCUUCUUCACAUAAGUUACCACAAUUGAUUAACGAGCAGCAACAGGAUGGAAGAAGAUCCCGUCAAUCCCAGCCAUUGCCGCCUGGAAGAAGAUUAGACGACCUAUACAGUAACCAAGAGAGGCAAGCAUCCUCGUUCAACUUUAAUAAAAGAUUAUUUAGGGGCCUUCUCUCCAAUAAUACUUACUGA